Oryza brachyantha (malo sina) is the source of this 739-nucleotide messenger RNA. RefSeq lists its product as uncharacterized. Lineage: Eukaryota; Viridiplantae; Streptophyta; Magnoliopsida; Poales; Poaceae. The record is from RefSeq and is a predicted model, not a curated record. The coding region runs from base 180 to 467 and encodes 95 amino acids. The transcript has a single exon.
UCAAAUUUCCUUGUUAGCUGUCCAUGACCGCAACGUCGACCUCAUCGCCACCGCCCACCGGCGCUAGCUGAUCGAGCUGCCUAUAAAAACACCACGCCACCGGCCGAGCUUUGCAUCUAGCCUACCUUACCUUACACGACAGAGUUUGUUUAAUCGAUCGAUCGAUCGCGCGCGGCGAGAUGAGCAGCUCGUACGGGACGUCGUGGGCGGACCAGUGGGACUACGGCAGCGACCCGGCCCCGGCGCCGUCGUCGUCGUCUGGGAAGAGGAGCGGCGGAGGGAAGAAGAGCGGCGGCGGCGUGGAGAAGACGAAGGCGGCGGCGGCGAGCGGGCUGAGGAAGGUGAAGGAGGGGACGGCGCAUGGGUUCCAGUGGAUCAAGGACAAGUACCAGCACAAGAAGGCCGGCGGCGGCGGCGGCAAGAAGGCGCAAGGGGAGCAGCGGAGCUCCGAGAUCGCCGGCUACUGAUCGUUCGUCCGUCCGUCUUAGUGUUCGAGAUCAGAUCGAUGCUCUUGCACUUGCAGAGGUCGGCUGGACGGAUCGACCAGUGUUGAUUGAUUCGUUUGCUUUGUUCAUCUCGUGUGUAGAUAUAUAUAUUUAGUUUGAUUAUGUUCUCUUCUUUCUCAUGUAUCUAGAUAUAAACGAGGUUUGUUUCUGUUUGUCUUUUUUUUUAGUUUUUUUUUAUUAACUUCGACUUUGGUAUGUGAAAAGAUACCGGAAGUGUCAUACGUUAUAAUGAU